Molecule: messenger RNA, 1666 nt
Organism: Vespula pensylvanica (western yellowjacket)
Lineage: Eukaryota; Metazoa; Arthropoda; Insecta; Hymenoptera; Vespidae
Product: SET and MYND domain-containing protein 4-like
Exons: 7
Coding region: 193-1578 (461 amino acids)
Molecular function (GO): protein binding
Source: RefSeq, a predicted model, not a curated record
GCCACAGAAUUGCAGACAACAAAUGAAGGCCAAGAAGGCACAUAAUUUCACGUCGCAGAAUUUCGUCGAAGAGAGUUUAUUUCCCUAAGACACGUGCUCGUGAGACGUACAAUACCAAAAUAUUGGUCAUCUUAAUACAGUGUUUUGGAAACACUCACGAUUUGUUUAUUACACUUUAUUACAUAUUUGACGAUGGAAAUUAUUCAUGAAACACUUCGUAGACGCAUUAAGGAAGCGAACAAAGAUACAUGGCUAACAGAUAAAUUUAACACAUUGAAGAAUGAUGAAGAACGUGUGAUAUUUACUUUUGAAGUAAUGCAAGAAUUCAAUGUUGUUCCUAAAGUAAAAAAUGUGCCAAAAAAUCUUGUAGAUUCUAUAAAAUUUAGAGAAGAAGGAAAUAAGUUGUUUCUUACAAACCCUCUCAAUGGAUAUAAAUGUAUUACAAUAUUAGAAUUAUAUACAAAAAGCAUAGCUUAUGCAAAUCCUUCAUCGGAAGAACUUGCUUUGGCUUAUGCUAACAUACCUUGUGAUCAUUGCGUUUAUGCCCUGUAUUGUUCUGAAAAAUGUAAAUUGGAAGACUGGAAGAAAUAUCAUGAUAUAGAAUGUCCUGUAUUUUCAAUAUUGUUUGAGAUUUCUGAUUAUAUUAAAUUUGAUCUGUUUAGCGCCAGAAUUGCAAUACAAGCAAUAAGAGAGUUUAAAAAUUUGGAAAAUUUAAGGAAGGAAAUUAAGAAAGUUGAUGAAUGGGAUGAUCCUAGAACAAAAGGUUUUAGUUCCGAUAAGAAACUUCACAGUGAUAAAUAUAUAAGUAUAUAUUGUCUUACAACCAAUACUGAAAAGAGAUCAGCAAUUGAUCUAUUCAGAAGAUCUGUAGAUGCUUGUAUUAUUUUAUAUUUACUUGCUACACGUACUGUGAUAUUUGGCGAUAAAUUGGAAGAUGAAUUAUCUGCAUUGAUUAAAAACAAAGAUGUUACAUUAAUUGGUGGGCUUAUUUUAAGGCAUCAACAAUUAAUACCUAGUAAUGUUCAUAGUUUUAGUGAAGAAUACAUUUUAGAUAGUAAAGAACGAGGUGUUGUAGCAAUGGCAUUUUAUAGUCUGUUUAAUCAUAGCUGUAAUCCAAACGUACUAAGAUUUUCAAGAUCUAGAGAAAUGAUUAUGUGUGCUGCUUAUCCUAUACAGAAAGGAGAACAGCUUUUAGAUAAUUAUGGUCAGCAUUAUGCCAUAAUGGGAAAAUCAAAAAGACAAGAGGGACUUCUGAAACAAUAUUAUUUCGAAUGUAAUUGCAUAGCAUGUGAAUGGGAUUGGCCUCCAUAUUUUGCUCUAUAUUCUUACCAAGAUUUAGGAACAAAUUAUGAUAAUGGGAUUAUCGCGAAGGCUCUAAGAAAGUUCGAGACAUACGUGUCUUUAGCAACUGUGGAUGAAGUUCAUGACAAACCGCAUAUAAUACGAGAUUUAUUAAAGAUGGUACAAGUUUUAUAUGAUCAUGCUCCAAUACCUUGUAAAGAAAUGAAUGAGGUUGUGGAAACUAUAAAACGUGUGUAUUCUUUAAGUGGAAACAGAUUUGACUUGCCUGUAGUGUAAAUAUAAUAAUGAUAGCUGCGUGUAUUCUUAUUUGUUUUAAAUGAAUAAAUGAUAAAUAAAAAUAAUAAAUAUGAUAUAAAUAUAACAA